Messenger RNA from Ylistrum balloti, 2010 nucleotides. RefSeq lists its product as uncharacterized. The record is from RefSeq and is a predicted model, not a curated record. Gene Ontology annotation, molecular function: nucleic acid binding. Lineage: Eukaryota; Metazoa; Mollusca; Bivalvia; Pectinida; Pectinidae. Bases 1 to 2010 code for a protein of 669 amino acids. The transcript has a single exon.
AUGUCCUUUCCCACAGUAACCGAGGCGGUCGACGUUCUUAAGAGAGCUCAGAGAGUACUGUUGGAAGGCGGGAACCUGAAACUCCACAAAAUUGCAUCCAGUAGUGAAGAGGUGAUGUCACAGUUUCCUGCUGCUAAUUUGGCUAAGACAUUAGAGCCACUAGACUUGACAUAUGAUGAACCGCCACUCCAUUAUAGCCUGGGUAUGGCAUGGGAACUAUCCACAGAUACCUUUACUUACCACACAUCUGAAAACCAGAAACCGUUCACAAAGCGAGGUCUUCUUUCAACGGUGAAUGGGAUUUUCGAUCCAUUGGGCUUCUUGGCGCCGAUUAUCAUCAAGGGAAAUAUUAUUAUGCGUGAUGCUGUGAAUGAAGCAAAUGACUGGGACGAUCCCUUAUUGCCUCACACUGAGAAGGUUUGGAGGUCUUGGACUGAACAGCUGAGCAACCUUUGUGAUAUACAUAUCCUUAGAUGUUUCCUGACUGUGUCUUUCUCGAAGUGUAUUACAAGAACUUUGCAUAUCUUCUCUGACGCAUCUGAGUUAGCAGUAGCUGCAUGUGCAUUCCUCAGAGGUAUCGACGAGGAUGGAGAGGUCUUCACUGGAUUUGUCAUCGGGAAGUCGAAGGUUGCGCCGAAGCACGGCCACACAAUACCGCGCCUCGAGUUAUGUGCUGCUGUUUUGGCUACCGAAAUCGGCGAGAUGCUUUCGGAACAGUUGGACAUUCCCCUCGAUCACCUGCGUUAUUAUACCGACAGCCGAGUAGUGCUUGGAUAUCUUUCAAAUGAACGUAGGAGAUUCUAUGUUUACGUUUCCAACAGAGUCGCUAGAAUAAGGAAAAUUUCCUCACCUACACAGUGGCAGUAUGUACCUACAGAGGAGAAUUCAGCCGAUGAGGGGACACGUCGUUUCUCCCCAGAGCAGUUUGCUUACAGUCUGUGGUUUAAUGGACCAUCCUUCCUUCGCAAUCACAUCAGCCCUGAUCUUGAUGUCGAAUAUUCUUUGGUGGAGCCAGAAUCGGACAAAGAAGUACGACCUGAUGUUCACUCGUGGAAGACUAACAUACGUACUACACUGGGAACAUCUAGAUUCAAUCGUUUCUCCAGUUGGAACAGCCUUGUGCGUGCUAUUCGUACUAUACGAGUUCGGUUGAAGAGUCGUUUCAAUAUCCAGAAUGAUCUUACCAGACGCAAGGUUGAGCUUUUCGUCAUCAAAGAGCUCCAGAUGACCUACUUCAGUAAAGAAAUUCAAGCGCUUCGUUCUUCAAAGUCUUUGCCUAAGGAUAGCUCUGUGCUUUGCUUGAAUCCUCACCUUGAUGAGAAGGGACUGCUGCGGGUUGGUGGACGCAUUAAACGAGGUGACUUUCAUGAGACCGAGAAAAAUCCCAUCUUGAUACCAGGUCGCAGUCAUAUUGCCAAGCUCCUUGUGCAACAUCACCACUUGCAGGUACAACAUCAAGGACGCCACAUGACCGAAGGUGCAAUUCGUAAUGCUGGACUUUGGGUAACCGGAGCAAAACGUCUGAUUGCUUCCACGAUACAUCACUGUGUGACAUGUCGCAGACCACGCGGGAAGUUUUCCUCUCAGAAAAUGUCGGAUCUGCCUGCAGAUCGCCUGACUCCUUCACCGCCAUUCACACUGGUUGGUGUUGAUGUAUUCGGUCCUUGGAACAUCAUCACUCGACGUACAAGAGGCGGAAACGCAAGUUCGAAACGAUGGGCAGUCCUCUUUACCUGUUUGUACAGCCGAGCAGUCCACAUUAAGAUCAUCGCAGAGAUGACGUCAUUAUCAUUCAUCAACGCCAUGCGGAGGUUCAUUGCCGUCCGAGAUAAAGUUUCGGAGUUCCGCUCAGAUUGCGGUAGUAAUUUUGUAGGAGCGGUCAAUGAGCUUGGAAUUCACUCUAUCAACGUGGGAGAUCCUCAAGUGAAAACUUACCUGGACACCAACAACAUGAUCUGGAGAUUUAAUCCCCCCAUGCAUCUCAUUUCGGCGGAGUAUGGGAGAGAAUGA